Messenger RNA from Cynara cardunculus var. scolymus (artichoke), 2400 nucleotides. Its product is annotated as protein NBR1 homolog. The coding region runs from base 232 to 2238 and encodes 668 amino acids. Gene Ontology annotation, molecular function: zinc ion binding; protein binding. NCBI's taxonomy places the organism in Eukaryota, Viridiplantae, Streptophyta, Magnoliopsida, Asterales, Asteraceae. The transcript is spliced from 6 exons. The record is from RefSeq and is a predicted model, not a curated record.
CCCCAUGGAAUCUGCUUGAAAUUGGUGAAGCUAUUCCCUAAGGAAUCGCGAAUUACGGUUAUGUUGUAGCUAUCAAAUGCUAUAUUUGAAACGCGAUCAAAUCGCUUCAGGCUUCAGCUAAUUUGAUUAAUUUCGUUGUUAUUUAUAUUUUUUCUGUUUGAUCUAUUGAUCGAUCAAAAGUCGCUUUUCCUCUGUGUUUUCUAGGUUUUUUUUUCACUUAUUUCUCUUGUCAUGGCACCGGUUUCGACUGUGAUCAAGGUUAAGUUUGGAGACACACUCCGGCGCUUCAAUGUACUUAUUCAAAAGGAAGAAUUUAAUUUUGACAUUGUCAUGUUGAGGAAUAAGAUUUGCAGCCUCUUUGGUUUUAGUCCUGAUGUUGAUUUUACACUCACUUACAUUGAUGAGGAUGGAGAUGUAGUCACUCUUUGUGAUGAUGAUGAUCUCCAAGAUGUUGCAGCUCAGUCUCUUGAUCCACUCAGGAUAACUGUUAGUUUGGACACCGACAAUCUUGAUAGAUCUUCUCUCACAUCAAGUGAGAGUUCUACUCCCCUUAGUUCUCCACAAGACCAGCUUCCAUCCCAAUUCUUGAACUCAAGGGUUCUUGAAAUCUUGAAGUAUGUGCCAGAGUCACUGCAUGAUGGACUUUCAAAGCUUUUGCUUUUCUUGGCAUCAGAAACAGCAAAUUCUACGGUGGUGCUUGCUGAGCUUGUAGAGAAGAUGCAAAUGACCCACCUGAAUAAGCCUUCUGAGUGUAAAGCUGGCUCAAUGGUUACAUCAGAUAUCAAAGAGCAACAAGGAUUGAAGAUCGCUGAACCAUCAAAAAGGUCACCUGCUACUUAUCUGGAAGCAUUAACUAUGAAUGAGCACAAGGUUUGGGAGGAUGAUGAAGAUGGAAGUGCAGACUCAAAGAACAAAACUGUGCAGAUUGAAACAGUGGCGAAAGAUGUUAAACAUGAAGAUUUACAUCCCCCAAGAUCUUUAGACCUUAAUGUUCCUUAUUCGGGUCCUGAAAAUUUUCAGUAUUUGGUCAAUUCCGAAGAUGUUAAAGGCUCUGGUAGCAGAAAUUGUGGUGGUGCUGCAUCUUUUUCUGAUGAUUGCACGACCCAACUUGCAUUUGAAGCUGAUUCUGUUCUGAAAAGUAAGAAAGAUACCGAGAAUAUCAGCACUGGAGUUCAGCAGAAUUCUGUAGGUUUUGGUGCUUCUAAUCCUGAUUAUCUGAAGCGUUGCCUUCAAGAUUCCAAUAUGAAGGAGACGAGUGGUUUCCCAUGGACUAAAACGAUAAAAGCAACUAAUGAUUCUAGCAGCUCUUCAGGCUGGCAACAGGGGACUUUGAGUGCAAUUAAUGAAUGCCCAUUUAAGGGGAUGAUGCCUUUAUCAAGUGACUCAACAUUGCAUGCAUGUCCUUACGCAUCUCGUGUCCCUCCUUUUAAGAGGAGCUAUAAUCACAGUAAUGGUUUAGAUAAUUUAUUUCAUAUGGGUGUUCAAUGUGAUAAAUGUGGAGUUCAUCCAAUAAGUGGGCCUCACUACAAGUCAAAAGUGAAAGAUGAUAACCAUCUUUGCUUCAAUUGCUUCGAGGAGAUGGGACAUGAUGCUGAUUAUAUCAAAAUGGAUCACCCAAUGAUUGCUCACUAUCCCUCGCCUUUUAAGGGGUUUCAAGAUCAUUCUGUUGGUGCCUCCGCUCCUGAGGUGAAGCCCUCUCUCUCAAAACUAGAUAGUUGCUUUGUUCUUGAUGUCAAUGUUUAUGAUGGCACCAUCAUGGCUCCAUCCACCACGUUUACCAAAAUCUGGCGAAUGAGGAAUAAUGGCGAUGUUAUUUGGCCCCAAGGCUCGCAACUUUUGUGGACUGGUGGUGAUUGGUUAAGCAAUACUGUUUCUGUUGAGGUCGAGAUUCCAGCCGAUGGUUUGCGAGUAGACCAAGAGCUUGAUAUUGCAGUUGAUUUUGCUGCCCCUGAACUUCCUGGCCAAUAUGUUUCAUAUUGGAGGAUGGCCUCUCCAUCUGGGCAGAAGUUUGGACAACGGGUUUGGGUCUUUAUCCAGGUUGAUGAUGGUUUGAAGGAUUCAGGUGAAAUCUCCAUCAAUUUGAAUCUGCCUCCUGUGAAAGACCCUCAAGUUGUAAAGUCGGGAAUGGGCCACGAUAGUGAACUUCACGAGAACCAUUUUGUUGGAGUCGUGGAGCCUGAAGAUCUGUUUUUAGAUGCAGAGCCGUAUAGGGAUCAGGUAACGACUUCAAGCAAAUAAAAGCUAGCCAAGGCUCAGUAUGGUUUCCUUAUUUAGUAGGUUCGAACCUUUACAGACGUGUGUUCUUGUUUUGGAGCACAUUUAACUCGAGUAAAUAGCGUUGCAGUUACGGGUUUAAUCCCAAACUUUCAUUUCAACUUGAUGUCGUUCUUUCCUUUCAAA